Chelonia mydas (Green sea turtle) is the source of this 6099-nucleotide messenger RNA. RefSeq names its product zona pellucida like domain containing 1 (gene ZPLD1). The record is from RefSeq and is a predicted model, not a curated record. Gene Ontology annotation, cellular component: cell surface. The coding region runs from base 1773 to 3020 and encodes 415 amino acids. NCBI's taxonomy places the organism in Eukaryota, Metazoa, Chordata, Testudines, Cheloniidae. The transcript is spliced from 12 exons.
AAAAGACACAAAAACAGGAAUAUCCAUUCCAUUCAGCACAGCUUAUUUUUCUCAGCCUGAAUCAGUCCUAAAUGCAGUAAUGGCAGAAACAGGACUUUGCUCUGUUUAAAAAAAACAAACCAACCAAAAACCAACCCACCACCCAUAAAAAUUUGAGCAAUUUGUUAGUCUCUAAGGUGCCAUUAAUAUUAAUGGGAGGAAUUAGCCUGAAUAAGGGUCAGGAAUUUGCCUGGGUAAAGACCCUCCUAGUGUUUGGUCUAUAAUAAUAAAUCAGAUCCUGUGGUCUUUACUUGGUCAAAACUCCCGUUGAAGUCAAUGAGUUUUGCCUGUUUAAGAAAUGAGGAAGGCAAGAUAUGGUUCUCUAUGCUUACUGUGAAUCAGUAAGGGCCAGAUUCUGCCUCUCUCUUAUGUGGGUGCACAGUGUUGGAUGACUCAGGGAUUGCUUCCUCCAAAUUCCUUUGGAGGUGCACAAUGCGCUGAUGGAGAACAGGACAUUGGCUUCCCUCCACACUGACCAAUUGAGCUGGCUGGCUGUGCGGGGGUGGAGGAAUCUGUACCUCAAAAAGGGGCAUGGUAGCGUGCACACAGCCUCUGCCUUGAGGAGAGUACUUCUUGCUGUUCCUUCUGGAGCACUGUGGCUAGGCACUGCUCCUUACUAUGGGCUGUACUUACAUGGCAUAACUGAGUCCUUGCUAUUUAAGGGGCAGUGUGAUUGCUUAUUUCUGCUAUUUGUCAUUAAACACUGGUGGUAUCAGAAUGAUAAUCAUGAGCAGGACAUAAAUGUAUAACCUCAGCACAGCAUGGCUUCUGCCAUUACUGCAUUUAGCAGAUGACUGCUGCUGCAAAAAAAAUGCAAACUACGUAGGCUUGUAAACCUACACAAUACUUUGAUGCUUAGAGUGGUAUCCUAAAUACAGUAAUGGCAGAAACAGGGCUUUGCUCUGUUUAAAAAAACCAAACCAAUCAAAAACCAACCCACCACCCAUAAAAACCCCACCUCACUCAAACAUUCCCUGUGGUGCCAAAAACUGUAGGUUACCAUUUCCUUACCCAAUGAGUAAGAAUAGUUUAUAGGUACGGACUGUUCCAACUAAAACCAAAGCAGGGAGAAACCCCCUCUGCCCAAGGUGCUUUUUAAAAAAAGUAGAAUUCCAGAACUACAGAAGUAGAUGUUAUGAAGCAGGUUCAGUUUCUAGCAGCUUGAUCUUUGCCUUUGUGCGCAGUUGGCUUUGUGUGCAUUGAUGUCUUGUUGGUAAUUAUAGUUCUGAUGACACUCUGUAUUCAUGAUGACACUCCAUAUCAGUUUCAUCGCAACAUGAAAUGUUGCUUUUUUUUCAUGAGUUUAACCCAGAAUUGAAAAGGCUAGACAUUUCUCACAAUGGGACAUGGAUAACCUUGCAGAUUAGCUACUGAUCCUAUCUCAGUGCUCGUCUCUCACUCUUUCUCUCUUUUUAGGCAGACAAGGGUUUCCCUCAACAAGCUGACGACAGAAUAAUUUUUCCAGGUUGAUUGCUCACCCCACAUGGACCUCUUGAGAUAUUUGUACAGAAGAAAAAUGGAGAUCAAAACCCAGGGAAAUAAAAAGAGAGAGAGAGAGAGAAAUUCAGGGUUGAAAAAGCUACCAUAAAGAACCUGCUCCGGUUUCAGUCUGGGUCGGAGUAUUUUCUGAAAAAGUUCUGCAGGGCAGAGAAGUCAAACACUUAUUCACAUCCAGCAGUACAGGAUAGAUGGAGUACAGUUGACUUCACAGCUACAGGGGAUUUGGUUUUGCAAUGGAACGAAUAUGGUUACUGCUCCUCCUGACAAUUCAGGUGCUUUCGGUGACUGCACAGUUCAAUGGAUAUAACUGUGAGGCCAAUCUACAUAGCAGGUUUCCUGCUGAACGAGAUAUCAGUAUCUACUGUGGAGUACAGGCAAUUACUAUGAAGAUUAAUUUUUGCACAGUUCUUUUUUCUGGUUAUUCUGAAACAGAUUUGGCCCUGAAUGGGAAACAUGGGGACGCUCACUGCAAGGGGUUUAUAAAUAACAACACCUUUCCAGCAGUGGUCAUCUUCAUCAUCAAUCUCAGCACUUUGGAGUCCUGUGGAAGCACUCUUGUGGUAUCCUCAGGUCCAGGCAUCAAUGCAUAUGGGAAUGUAUCAGUGGUACAGAUAGGUAACGUUUCAGGCUACAUAGAUACGCCAGAUCCACCAACAAUCAUCAGCUACUUACCAGGGCUUCUGUACAAAUUUAGCUGUAGCUAUCCAUUGGAAUACUUAGUCAACAAUACACAAUUGGCUUCGUCAUCAGCUGCUAUUUCUGUAAGAGAGAACAAUGGGACAUUUAUCAGCACUCUGAGUUUGCUGCUUUACAAUGACUCAACCUACAGCCAGCUGCUGGUUAUCCCCAGUAUAGGUUUACCUUUGAAAACAAAAAUAUAUGCAGCAGUGCGAGCAACCAACCUAGAUGGCAGAUGGAAUGUUUUGAUGGACUAUUGUUACACCACUCCAUCUGGUAAUCCCAAUGAUGAGCUUCGAUACGAUCUCUUCUUUAGCUGCGACAAGGACCCACAGACAACUGUAAUUGAGAAUGGCAAGAGUCAGAUGGGCCGGUUUUCCUUUGAGGUGUUCCGCUUUGUGAAGCACAAGAACCAGAAGAUGUCUACAGUCUUCCUCCAUUGUGUGACAAAGCUGUGCAGAACGGAUGAUUGCCCCUUUCUUGCACCAAUUUGCAGUAACAGAGAAAGAAGAGAUGCUGUUAAGAGAACAACUUGGAGCCCUCAGAGCACCUCUGGAAAUGCUGUAAUCUCUGCUGGCCCCAUCAUUACAAGGAGCGAUGAGACACCAACCAACAAUUCACAGCUAGCUCAUCCAAAUGGACCUCCUUUCCAGCUGAACUCAGUCACCAGUGCACUGAUUUCAGGAAUAGUCAUUCUAGGGAUUAUGAGCGUUUUCUUUUUUGUAUGUUCCGUCACCCUCCUGCGCAGGAAAUGGCCCAGCAGCUCAGUUUUGGGUGGCAUACGAAACCCAGUUUUCAACUAAAAGGAACAAUUAAUUUGCACUUGUUCUGGGGGUGGGGGAUUGCCUUCGUUGUCCAUGAAAUAUACUUAUGUUAUAAAUUUACCAAGGCAACAUUCUGCCAGUAUCAGACUUCAGCUAGUCUUAUUUGUAGUGUUGUAGACUUUAUUGUAUAGCUAAACAGUCAUAGUGAUGGCAAGAAUCCUACGUAAUUCUUCUCAUUUGUGUUUGUGAUCAGACUAUUGAACAUUUUGCCUGUGGGUGUACUGACAAUAAAAUUGGUGUCCUACUGUCCUACUGUGAACUAGGGUCUUAAAAUUUAAAGAUGCUUAAGAUAAAACACCUUUAAAUACACCAUUAUUAAACCAGACCUGGCCAACCUGCCACAUUCACAUUUAACCACCACCUUUGAUAAAGACUGCCUCUACUUUUACCUUUUUUGUGUAUUUUCCUACUUUAUUGUGGGACCUUAUCGAGCAAAUUAUGUAGCUCAGAACCUACAUUUUUAUUUUCUAUCUGGAUUAAAAAUAACUGCAGAAAGAAUCAAAUAAGUGGACGGUGAUUAUCAUUCAUUUGGAAAUGGGGUCAUAUGACACAGUGGGCAGAAGACUGCUCUGUCUUCUAAUUCCAUUGAAUUCAGUGGGAUUGCACACAGUGUAAGAAGAGUCAAAAUUUGGCAUGGUAUCUGUCUGUCAAAUUGUUUAGUGCUGAAAAUUCAAAGCCGUUUCCUGGGUACAAUCCUGUCGUUCAUUCAGACAAAAAACUCUCACAGGGAAGUCUUUGACAACUUUAACAGGAGCUUGCCUGCAUCAUCAGUUGUUCAAUUUUUGCUAAGCCUUACUUAAAUGCAAUCAGCACUGCUAUUGCCUUGAGUUAAACUCUGCUGUCAUGGACAUCCUAGGGUGGAAAGAGUUUAUUCCUUUAUUUCUAAAACAAAACAACCCUCCCACCCCCGAACAACAACAAAAAACCCCAACACUUUUCCAGCCAAAAGGAUGUUUUAGGGCCAAACUCUGCAGUUGGAGCAAAAACUCCACUGAAGUAAUUUGAAAGGACCAAUUCUGUCAUAUCAGUUGCACAGUUCAAAAAAUAAGGUGGUCUUUCCACCCAGAGCUUUCCACAGAGUGAUGCUUCCCUUUGGCUGUUUUCCCCAUGAGUUAGACUUCCUCCUUGUUUGGGGAAAAUCCUUGCAAGAACAGGCCACGUGCCUUACCAGACUCUCAGCUCCAGCUAAUCUGAUAAACCUCAGAUCAUCUGAAUUAAGUGUGAAUUAUCAUGUGUCCCUAUGAAUAGGAAUUUAGGUACAUCUAUCCAGGAAUCUGGAAGAGGAUAUUGGUACUGAUGACAAGCGUGGCAGUGGUAGAUACAGUAGAUAUAUUAAUUUGAUUGCUAAACAGUUAGUUAGGAUUUGGGUCUAGUCUCAGUAAGUAAACUCUUAACUUCAUUUACCAUGUACUGUACAUAUUGGCUCAGCAGCACCUCAUUGUUAUUUAUCACUUUUUCCCGUAUUAAUCAUGUGUGUGCUUUCUGUGAUGCGACAGAAGUGGUUAAUGUUCAGGGGUCUCUGAAUCUCAAGACGAAAUGCAAAUACAGACAUGUCAUAUCACUCUUCUCUGAUCUAGACAAUGCUGUAUAAAGGCCUGUUCAGAAAUUAUCCAGCCUGUUGUAGUGUAGGGUCUUUAACAACAACACUGUGCAUGUUUUCCUCCAGUCUUAAUACCUCAGAAACAAUUUUUUGCACUUCAGGGGUUAGGUCUGAUGACAUGUAAAACAUGAUUGUUUAAUAGAAUAAACUGAAAAAUAUCAGAAGAAAUAUUUGUCUGAAUGUCUUUCUUAGAGGCAACAUGUAGGAGAGGACAUAGUGGGGGUCAAAUGUUCCCACAGAUUGGCCUGCUGGGAGUGGGAGAGAGAGGGGCUCUAUCCUUUCCCUGCUCCUCCCCCGUGGCAUGCUCUGCUUCUGUCCCUGGCAGCCAAGCCUGGGCAGGGAGAGGGCCACCGCUGCCUCCCCGCCAGGCUCUCUCAGGCAGAAGCGGCUUCGUCUCAUUCCCUGCCCGGCUGCCAGGGAGAGCGGCCGAACAUGCAGGGAGGAGGCACAGGGAGAGAAGACUGGAACCCCUGCUGCAGUUAAUGUGGGUGGGGAGAGUGCGGUGGCCCGGGAUGGGCACAGGGCAAUGAGGUCACUGGGCGUAGGAGGCACGUGAGUGAUCACAUGUCCUCCCCUUUAGAUUGUUCCCCUCCAAUAUGGGGAGGCACCAGUCGGCUAUGGUUAUUGUCUUGAUUCUGUUUCAAAUUAAAAUACUUAAUCCUACAGAGGUGAAAAUUGGGAUCACAUGUUUAAUCUAAGUAAAUUUCUUAUAUUGUGACUAGAGCUGGGUGAAAUGUUUUUUUAUUUUAUUUUAUUUUAUUUUAUUUUAUUUUAUUUUUUUUGGCUGAAUAGUUUAUUUGCCUAAAAAUGGGAACUGUUCAUGAAUUCUCAUCAAUUCAGCUAAUAAUUUCUGCGGAAAAGUGUGGGGGGGGAAUGCAAAAAAAAGUCAAAAUGUUCAUUUUGAUGUGUUAAAAAAUAAAUAUUUUGACUUUUUGUUUUGAAAUUUAGCUAGAUUUCAUUAAAGAAAAGUGGUUAAAAAACCAUCUCAGAAUGAAACAUUUAGUUUUGGACAGAAUUAAAUGUUUUGUUCAACCCCAAAAUUUUUUUGCAUGGGUUGUUUUUGUUUUCGUAAGAAAAACAGAAACAUUGUUUCAGGGCAACCUGAAAUGAUUUUUUUCAGAUACUUUGGUUUGGCCACUAAAUCAAAAAACCAUUUUACUGGCUGAGCUCUAACUAUGACUUAAUCUAAACAAACAUCAGAUAAUCAUAGUGAAUCUAAGGGGAGUAGGGAGAAACUGGAGAUUUGCAGGAAAUGAGUGCGAUUCAGAUUUCAAGGCUUAUCAUGAUUCAUAGAUUUAUUUUUUUAAGGCCAGAAGAAACCACUGUGAUAGUUUAAUCAGACUUCCUGUAUAAUGUAGGCCAUAGGACUUCCAUGAAUUAAUUCCUGCCUCAAAUCUAAUAGCUGGGUUUGAAGAAGAACAUCUCAUCUAGAAAAGAUCCAGUCUUCAUUUAAAGAUU